This is a messenger RNA of Anastrepha obliqua, 432 nucleotides long. RefSeq lists its product as uncharacterized. Lineage: Eukaryota; Metazoa; Arthropoda; Insecta; Diptera; Tephritidae. The record is from RefSeq and is a predicted model, not a curated record. The coding region runs from base 61 to 375 and encodes 104 amino acids. The transcript has 3 exons.
GUAGGCAGACGGUUGAUUUUUAAGAGCGGCAUUUUGCUCAUUGCGCGAGAAACAAUCAAAAUGAAGGCCGCAACCGCAUACAAUGACUGCAUUUGCCGAAAACAAGGUUCUUGUCUCUUACGUUCCAGUGAAAAAAAGAAAAAAGUUGUACUUAUGCUAUCAUCACUUCAUGCCGAUGGCCAAGCUAAUGAUGAAACAUCUGAGAACAAACCCGAAGUAAUAACCUUUUACAACCAGACAAAAGGGGGUGUAGACACUGUUGAUCAAAUGAAAGGCACAUAUUCAGUUUCCAGGAUAACCUGCAGGCAAUUUAACCCAGAGGAGGACGUUUCUAAAGGAAAUUGCCCUGGAGCUAAUAAAGCCACAUAUUUCUAAUCGGCAGGCCAUAAAAACUUUACCUCGUGAUUUAAGAAAUACUAUGGAUCGCAUUGU